AUGCCACCUGAUGAUACACAAAGAGGCAAGGAAAGUGCUCCUGUAACCUUCGCGACUGCUGCGGAAUACAAAGCUGCGAUUGCUACUCUCAAUAAUUCGACGCAGGAAACUAACACACGUAUUGACGGAAUUAGUCAGAUUCAGCACUCGCAAGAAAAACGUUCGAGGAGUCUGUCCCCAAAAGGCACUCCGGGCCAGAAGCCUCAUUCACUGCACCGGCAGCAGUCCCGACUUGGUGAAACAUUGACAGCAGACCUGAAAGAUGCACGCCUCUCUGCGUCAGAAGACCUGCGAAAGUCAAUAGCAACGACAACAAUAACAACAGACGAUACACUUGCACGCCACGAUCACCAGUUUGUGCUGCUCGAUGAACAGCUCGGAUCUCAGGAUGCAGUGGAUACUGGUCAAGACCUUCGUCGCGAAAAGCUUCUUGCUGCACUUCGAUAUACCUACGCCGAGACCAUACGACUCAGGCUGAAUCGGUGCUAUCUACAAGCACUUACGACCGAGCAGGAAUGUGAAGACAUUAGCAAAUAUAACCAGAUUCGAGACGAUUCGAUCCAGGCUAAGACAGAUCUUCUUCAACAGGAUCUACGAAUGCUAUAUUCUGAGAUAGACGAUGUCGCUCAGAUGCUCGUUAUGCACGAGCAUGGUAAUCGAUUACAUUCUGUAGGACAGCGGCUCAACCGCAUUACGGAGACACUCAACGAUAAGCAAACUCAGCAUGCAGUCGAGCAGAUCUCAGCCAUGUGCAAGAAAAUCGAAGCACUAACCGUUCACGUAGAACGUCUGCAAUCUUAUCGACUAGUGCACCAGAAGCUGGGAAGUUGUUUGGACACUAUUGAAGCAGACUUGGGUAGGUCACGGAUCAUCUCUACAAAAGCCGAACCUACUUCGCAGCCACAUAGCAACACUACUUCCCUACACGCACUCAGACAGUAUUUGGGUCUAGACAGUGACACAGCAGGCAAAGACAACAAAUCAAAACAAUGCCACUUUAUCUUUGCGGACAUAACAUCGCACGUUAAGCAUACAUUGGCGAUCCAGGCUGAACAGGCUGGUCAUAUCCAACGUACAGAUGAUUUUAAGCAGAAAGGGGACAAUCUGCACGAGGCUUCUUAUCGCACGAAAUUGGACGAGCUUGACGAUGAGGUUGCAAGGAUCAAGUCGAGGAUCGACAGCAUCAACUUAUAA
Lithohypha guttulata is the source of this 1194-nucleotide messenger RNA. RefSeq lists its product as uncharacterized. The record is from RefSeq and is a predicted model, not a curated record. The coding region runs from base 1 to 1194 and encodes 397 amino acids. The transcript has a single exon. Lineage: Eukaryota; Fungi; Ascomycota; Eurotiomycetes; Chaetothyriales; Trichomeriaceae.